Cryptomeria japonica (Japanese cedar) is the source of this 1162-nucleotide messenger RNA. RefSeq lists its product as uncharacterized. The transcript is spliced from 2 exons. The record is from RefSeq and is a predicted model, not a curated record. Bases 350 to 727 code for a protein of 125 amino acids. Lineage: Eukaryota; Viridiplantae; Streptophyta; Pinopsida; Cupressales; Cupressaceae.
AUUGCGUAAAAGCAACCGUCAAAGCUGGUGAUUUGAUAGAUGCCCGCUUUUCUCAUGUUAGUUGGAUUUAACUUGUUCAACAAAUGCCAAUUCUUCAGCUGGGUACCGUGUAGGGGAGUCCUUGAUUUGCACAGGAUUUCUGUUGCUGCCAUAACAUUUUAUAAGUAUCCAAGCGUCUCUAAACGGGAUAGGGGAACUAGUUUAUUCCGCUGGCUUCUUCAAGGCAAAACCAAGGCUCCAGGGACUGCACCUCACCUUUCUUCAGCUUGUGGUGCGGCUCUUCCUCCUCGGAAAUCAGGAAAAGAGGAGGGGACUUCAUUAAAGGUGGAAGCUGUUCAUCCUCUAACUAAUGGGUAUAGGGAUGGCUCGCCCAGAACUGCCCGCUACUCCUUUUCCAGCCCCUAUGGCAAUGAACAAGGAAAAUGAGACUGGAGUUCUGAAGGUGUGUAUGAAGAGCAGCCUGAAAAAGCAGCGUGGGUGUGCUGCAGGCACAGAGGACACAAUUCCCAAUGCUGAUGGUGCUGAUUGUAAGAGGAAGAGGAAAGUGCGGUGGAUUGAUGCAAAUGGACAGGACCUGGCGCAAAUCAAGGAAUUCGAGCAAAGAAGUAGCUCCUCCAACGCCCAUUCCUCAUCUGCUAUGAACUCAAACUCUGCUUUGUCAUGGUUAAUUGGAGCAGUCGCAAUGGUUCUUCUAGUUCAUGUCCUAUCAAUUGCAAAGUUGUUGUAAAUGGUCGUUAUAUACAAAGUCAAAAGAAUUGUUUAGUGGAUGGCAUUUUCUCCUAGUGUUCAUGAGCUCAGUUUAUAUUCUUCCCAGACUUCAACAAGGUUUUCUUGUUUGUUUGUUGUAAAGUUGGUUUUUGAGGAAGAUUGACAGUGUAAACAGAUUGAGGCAACAAUACCACUCUUUGCGAAGGUGAGGGGUUGCAUACCUCAUUCAGGCCAUUGUAUGAUCUAUUUGUUCAUUUAACAAGGGUGCGCAACAUUCAAUGCUAUGUGAAUACGAGGAUUAAUAUUUUUUGUUUACAACUAUUGUGUUUUUUAACUAAGACAAACAUUCCUGGAACAAGGUCUUCUCUACAGACUUGCAAUAGUUGUGAAUAUUGUAAGAUAUUUUUCUCUCAAAUAAAAUAUCAGAAGCAUAAUCAUUGGAAUUUUCAGUAAA